AUGCUCGCGCAAGGUGCCACUGCACCGUCAACGCACCCUCUUGCUGAUCGCUUUGCGAUCGAAAUACAAAGUGAUAUUGAGAAAAACAUUGACGAAUAUGAAGUGUUCUGUGUCGAUAUUUGUGAAGAGUGCGAAUUUGUGCAAAGAUAUAACAUCGCGUACGGACCGCGGCUUAUGUACGUUCUUUUUGUUCUGAAAAGAUGGCUAACGGCUGAACUUUUCCGCUUUUGUCGCUUGACCAUGGAGCACGUCGCCUUGCUUUUCCUUCAGUUUGGCCUAGGUAUCGCCAAGCUUCCCAGCGAUAUAUCGGAAGCAAGCCGAAUACGGCUGUUCCCUUAUAAGGUUUGCAAGGAAUCAGAGCAUAGAGAAAGACUUACCGAUAUCUCAAAAUGUGCUCGACGGAAAAUAUGAAA
Messenger RNA from Cylicostephanus goldi, 413 nucleotides. NCBI's taxonomy places the organism in Eukaryota, Metazoa, Nematoda, Chromadorea, Rhabditida, Strongylidae. The record is from the annotation of a GenBank genome assembly.